AUGCAUUUCCAAACUCUCCUAGCAUUGACUGCUCCCGUCCUGUCCCUCGCCUAUCGCUUCAACCCGCUGGAACAUUCCGCGGGUAUAGCUCCCUACUUCAACCCCCACAACCCUCCUAUUCAACCCUCCCCUCCACAAGGUUGCAAUGUGACCAGGGCAUCAUACCUUGUCCGCCACGCCGCCAUUUACGCCAAUGACUUCGAUUACGAAACAUACCUCGAGCCGUUCACGGACAAGCUCGAAAAUUCCACGCAAGACUGGUCACAAACGAGAACACUCAAGUUCCUUUCCAACUGGACUGCACCUAUCAGCGAUGAGCACAUUGAGAAAUUGACCGCUGUUGGGCUGCAAGAGGCACGAGCCCUAGGAAUCAGCCUGCACAAGAAAUAUACACACCUCAAAAAGCCCGCCAAAGUCUGGUCGUCUACCGCUGACCGGACUGUAAAGAGUGCGGAGAGCUUUAUUUCGGGCUUCACCAACAACCACACCAGCUCCAUCAACUUGACUCAGAUUGAAGAGAGCAAGACCGCUGGUGCGGAUUCUCUGACACCAUACAAGGGCUGCUCGGAGUACAGCUCCUCCUAUGGCAGUGACCAAUCUUCUGCAUUUGGCAAGGUCUACACGAAGCCGAUCAUCGCGCGUCUGAAAGCGGAAGCACCCUCUUUCAACUUCACCCAAGAUGACAUCACGGCCAUGUUCGAGCUUUGCGGAUACGAGACAGUCAUUCGCGGCUCUUCGCCAUUCUGCUCUCCUGCGCUAUUUACCUCCGAAGAAUGGCUUUCCUUCGAAUACACUAAUGACCUGAUGUACUUCCACAACACUGGCUACGGUCGGCCCCUAUCUGCAACUCUCGGUCUCCCAUGGGUGAAUGCCAGCGUUGCAGCUCUAGACGACGAGUCUUCAUCACAGGAGCUAUACGUCUCCUUCACACAUCGCGAGCUUCCUCCGACAGUUAUUACCGCGCUCGGACUCUACAACAACAGCGCUUAUACUGGCGCUAAUAAUGUUAAUGGGACCAUGCCCCUAGAUAGAAUCAACUAUAACCGCGCUUGGAAGAGCAGUGAGAUCCUGCCCUUCCUCACCAAUAUUGCUAUCGAGAAGAUGUCGUGCAAGAGUUAUGGCUAUGACGAAGGAGAGUACUAUCGCAUCUUGAACAACGCUGGUCCUCAGCCAUUGGUGGAUUGUCGAGACGGGCCGAGUGGAAGCUGCUCGAAGAAGCAAUUUCAUGCGUUCUUGAGGGAGAGAGAAGAGGCGUUUGGGGAUUACAAUAAGGCGUGUGGCGGCGGUGAUCUGCCCGAGAUUUUGUCCAUUUAUGAGGCGUAA
Molecule: messenger RNA, 1323 nt
Organism: Penicillium brevicompactum
Lineage: Eukaryota; Fungi; Ascomycota; Eurotiomycetes; Eurotiales; Aspergillaceae
Product: putative histidine acid phosphatase
Exons: 2
Coding region: 1-1323 (440 amino acids)
Cellular component (GO): fungal-type cell wall
Molecular function (GO): acid phosphatase activity
Source: RefSeq, a predicted model, not a curated record